CUCCCCCACAGCUGCAUAUAAACCCUGGGGAGCCUGAGGUCUAACAGCGUGAGUCUCAGAAGCUGGGGGACAAGCACGGUGCUCUCUGUACCCUCAUCCAGCUCACCCCGCUGCCAGCACAGCCCCAGGUCGAGAGCAUGGACAAGCUGCUGCUUUGGGUCUUCGCUCUUGCCAGUCUCCCGGGAGCCUUUUCUCACACAGACCUCCGCGGGAAGGUUUUUGUGUUCCCUCAAGAAUCUUCUACUGACCACGUGACCUUGACUCCAAAGCUGGAGAAGCCUCUGCAGAGCUUUACCUUGUGCCUCCGAGCCUACAGCGACCUGAACCGUGCUUACAGCCUCUUCUCCUACAACGCCCGAGGCAAGGACAACGAGAUCCUGGUCUACAAGGAAAGGGUUGGGGAGUACUCGCUGCACGUCGGAGGAACCAAAGUCACCUUCAAAGUUGCGGAGGCAUUCCCCAGCCCCACGCGCAUCUGUGUCACCUGGGAGUCUUCCACUGGCAUUGCUGAGUUCUGGAUCAACGAGAAGCCACUGGUGAAAAAGGGCCUGAAGCAGGGCUACUCGGUGGCAACUCAGCCCAAGAUCGUCCUGGGGCAGGAGCAGGAUUCCUACGGAGGGUCAUUUCAGAAGAACCAGUCCUUUGUAGGGGAGAUCGGGGACUUGUACAUGUGGGACUCCGUGCUGUCCGCACAACAGAUCCUGUCUGUGCAGCAAGGCUCCUACCUCCUCGAUCCCAACGUCCUGGACUGGAGUGCUCUGAACUACACAAUUCAAGGCUAUGUCGUCAUCAAGCCCCUGGUCUGGGACUGAGGUCUUGAAUCAACAAGAGCCCUUGAAAAUGAAAUACCAACGUGUAAAGAAUCUGCUCAAGACAUCGCCAUGCGAGGUCCCAUGUCUGGAGCGCUUUCUUCUUUGACUUUCCUGUCUACGUGUUACUGAGUAAAAAAGUAUAUUGUAUCAUGCCACCCA
Molecule: messenger RNA, 971 nt
Organism: Ailuropoda melanoleuca (giant panda)
Lineage: Eukaryota; Metazoa; Chordata; Mammalia; Carnivora; Ursidae
Gene: APCS
Product: amyloid P component, serum
Exons: 2
Coding region: 138-812 (224 amino acids)
Biological process (GO): innate immune response
Molecular function (GO): complement component C1q complex binding
Source: RefSeq, a predicted model, not a curated record